Messenger RNA from Morchella sextelata, 297 nucleotides. RefSeq lists its product as uncharacterized. NCBI's taxonomy places the organism in Eukaryota, Fungi, Ascomycota, Pezizomycetes, Pezizales, Morchellaceae. The coding region runs from base 1 to 297 and encodes 98 amino acids. The transcript has 3 exons. The record is from RefSeq and is a predicted model, not a curated record.
AUGCCACAGCCACAGCCACAACAACCGCAGCAAUCCCACAUCCCACUCUUGGGCGACACCCCACUAGAACGUGUCCCAUUACCGGCUGCCACCGCUGCCGCCGACGAAGACGGGAUUAUCACAGAAGUGACGGUAUCAGUCUCCAACGUUGUGGAAGGAGACGCCGCGGGCGUUAUCGUCGUGACUGAGACCGACGUCGAGCCAGUGCCCGUGGGGCACGCGGGAGAGCUGAAUGUUGGCCAGGCAGUGCCACCAGUGCAGGUUGGGUCCGGGCUGGAUAGAAGGAUGAUAUUUUAG